Meira miltonrushii is the source of this 1506-nucleotide messenger RNA. RefSeq lists its product as uncharacterized. The annotation marks the transcript as partial. The record is from RefSeq and is a predicted model, not a curated record. Gene Ontology annotation, molecular function: protein binding. NCBI's taxonomy places the organism in Eukaryota, Fungi, Basidiomycota, Exobasidiomycetes, Exobasidiales, Brachybasidiaceae. The transcript has a single exon.
AUGGCAAGUUUGGCUAGAGAUCAAGCCUUUCCUAACGGAUGCUCAUCUCGUUUUUGGAUGAUUUUCUUCUUGUUCUUCUUCGUCUUCUUCGAAGCAAUUCAGCCGACCAGCGGAGAAUUCAAACAAGACAAAGUUUAUUCAUCCAAUGCUUUGGCAUUUUCCAAAAGAGGCCUUUCCAACGCCAAUCGACUAAGCGGAACCUCUUCUCGCUUUCAAAUUCAUUCCGGAUCAACGAUUGGUGAUAAUAGUGCGAUCUCUCUAAAUGAUCUCAUCUUGAGUGAUUUACUCAUCGUUUCAUCAAUCGAAGGCGGAAUUUAUGGUUUGGAUCGAAACACCGGCAAAAUUAUUUGGUCCUUACCACCUAGAUCCGAAGCAAAUCCGAGCACGAAACGCAGUAAUGCAACCCAAAGUGCGAAUACUGUUGGCUUUAGCCCUUUGGUAGGAACAUCGUACGGUCCCAAGCAAAGAACAUUUUCCGAUUUAGUAAACGAUUUACCUUUGAUCGAGACUGAAGGAGAUCAAGCCUCAACCGGAUCAAGUCAAACUGAUGGCACUUCCGGUAAAGCAUCCUUGGAGGCGCUGCAAGAGCUUGGACUGUAUGUCGUGGAACCUGGAAGUGGUCAAGUGUACGUAUUGAGUACGUUAUCCUCUAUAUCAUUUGAAGAUCGAAUAGAUCCAUAUCACAACAAAAAGACGUCAAUGUCUAAAUUGCCGCUCACAUUACCGCAGUUGGUCGAAUUGAGUCCGUUCUCCUUUCCGGGUGAUGCCUCUCGAGUCUUUGUGGGACAUAAAAGUACGUCUUUAGUUGAAUUAGACGUUCGUAGUGGAAAGAUUGGCGCUGUAUUUGGUGGGUCGCAGAGUAGCGGUGGUGUUUGGUGUUCUUCAAAAGACGAUGAUGAAAACAAGGAUCAAAAUUGUGGCGACGAGAGCGAUCGAUCCAAAGAGUGGGCAUAUAUGGGCAGAACCGAUUAUACCCUCACGAUUCACUUACGCGGUCGACCUGCUUUGUCACAGACGCUUCAUUUCAGUACCUUUUCCCCUAAUUCUGCCGAUCGUGAUAUCGCGGAGCUCUGGCUUUCGAGAGGAUUCUCACCAGAUAAACGAACAAUGAUUGGAAUGCCUGAAGAAAGUUCAAUCAUGUGCUUUGAUUCGUCUCAGCAUAGCAUGAAGUCAACCGAGAAGAACGAUCGCACUUUAUGGAUCAGUGAAUUAGGCGCAACUGUAGCAGGGAUCUUUGAUGUCGUCUACGCAAAUUCUCCAUCAAGUUCGAACGAUUACCUUCAGCCGCUCUUGUUGCCGCAUCCGAAGAGCACAUUGAAUGAUAUCUUCUCCCGAAUAGGUGCAGGGUCGAAGUAUUCAACUCACGGAUUAGGAAGAAUCGGUGAUCGUUCUUCCAGGGAGUCGGUAUUGGAAAGGAGCAAAGCAACUUAUUUGGGCGUUUCCAACGGCCACCUGUUUGCAAUGGGGAGCGAUCAAUAUCCUCUGGUAGCCUUCUCUCCUCGAGCA